This is a messenger RNA of Epinephelus moara (kelp grouper), 6649 nucleotides long. RefSeq names its product extracellular sulfatase Sulf-2-like. The transcript has 19 exons. The record is from RefSeq and is a predicted model, not a curated record. Gene Ontology annotation, molecular function: glycosaminoglycan binding; N-acetylglucosamine-6-sulfatase activity. Gene Ontology annotation, cellular component: endoplasmic reticulum; plasma membrane; cell surface. The coding region runs from base 229 to 2214 and encodes 661 amino acids. Lineage: Eukaryota; Metazoa; Chordata; Actinopteri; Perciformes; Serranidae.
UUUGGGAAGUACCUGAACGAGUACAACGGCUCGUACGUCCCGGCCGGAUGGAGGGAGUGGCUCGGUUUGGUGAAGAACAGCCGCUUCUACAACUACACACUGAGCCGCAACGGAGUGCGAGAAAAACACGGGGCGCAGUACCCACAGGACUACCUGACCGACCUGAUCACGGCCGAGUCCAUUCGAUACUUCCGCUCCUCAAAGAGAGUUUAUCCUCAUCGCCCGGUGAUGAUGGUGCUGAGCCACGCAGCGCCGCACGGACCUGAAGACUCGGCGCCGCAGUACAGCACCGCCUUCCCCAACGCAUCACAGCACAUUACUCCCAGUUAUAACUACGCUCCAAACCAGGACAAACACUGGAUCAUGCGUUACACUGGUCCCAUGAAGCCCAUCCACAUGGAGUUCACCAACAUGCUGCAGAGGAAACGCCUGCAGACGCUGCUGUCUGUGGAUGACAGCGUGGAGAAGCUAUACAACAUGCUGGUGGAGACUGGAGAGCUGGAGAACACCUACAUCAUCUACACGUCUGAUCAUGGUUACCACAUCGGACAGUUUGGCCUCGUCAAAGGUAAAUCCAUGCCGUAUGAGUUUGACAUCCGAGUCCCGUUCUUCAUCAGAGGACCCAACGUGGAGCAAGGCAGCAUUAACCAUCACAUGGUCCUGAACAUCGAUCUGGCUCCGACCAUCCUGGACAUCGCCGGCCUCGACACUCCGCCAGACAUGGACGGGAAAUCGAUCCUGUCUCUGCUGGACACCGACAAACCUGCCAACAGGUUCCAGCUGAACAGGAAGCCGAAGGUGUGGAGAGACUCCUUCCUGGUGGAGAGAGGGAAGCUCCUGCACCAGCGUGUGGAGGGAAAGGAAAUGUCGCAGGAGGAGAACUUCCUGCCCAAACACCAACGAGUAAAAGACCUGUGUCAGAGAGCCGAGUACCAGACGCCCUGUCAGCAGACCGGACAGAAGUGGCAGUGUGUGGAGGACGCCACGGGUAAACUCCGCCUCUUCAAAUGUAAAAACGAAGGGGGAGGGGCUAAGAACUUCCAGAGGGGCAUGGCCAGUCGUCAGCGUCCACUCAGCAUCAAGUCUCAGCUGUACCACCGCAACCCUGAUGCCUGUGACUGCAACCUGCGUGACCUCCGACCUCUGAGCCCGCGGCCCUCCACGAUGAGACCGUUCAACAAGAAACCUUUCUUCUCCAAGAAGAAGUUUAAAGCCCUGAAGAGUUACUCCAGGAACCGUUACAGCCGCUCCGUGUCCAUGACCAACAGUUAUCCCGGUAACCACAGCUUGGGGGGCGGGGCCAACUGGGUUCAGUCAAUAACAGACGAGCCUGAGGACGAGUUCAGCGGGAUGGGAGGAGUUCCCAACGUCGUGGCCCCGCCCAACUCCCACAAGGUCACACACAGAUGUUCCAUCCUGUCCAACGCCACAGUCAGGUGUGAUACAGGAGUCUAUCAGUCUCUGCAGGCCUGGAAGGAUCACAAGCUGCACAUCGACCACGAGAUUGAGACGCUGCAGACCAAGAUAAAGAACCUGAGAGAGGUCAGAGGUCACCUGAAGAAGGCCCGCCCCCUCCAGUGUGACUGUAAUAAAUACCUGUAUAAAUCCAAACUGAAGAACAAGCUGAGGUUCAGAGGAGGAGGACACCCGUUCAGGAAGGGCGGAGCUCGGGACAAGAAGGCGUGGCUUCUAAAGGAGCAGAAGAGGAGGAAGAAAAUGAGGAAGAUGAUCAAGAGGAUCAGAAACAACGACACAUGUUCGAUGCCCGGACUCACCUGCUUCACACACGACAACCAGCACUGGCACACUGCGCCAUACUGGACAUUGGGUCCGUUCUGCGCCUGCACCAGCGCCAACAACAACACUUACUGGUGUCUGAGGACGAUCAACGAGACCCACAACUUCCUGUUCUGUGAGUUCGCCACCGGCUUCCUGGAGUACUUUGACCUCAACACAGACCCAUACCAGCUGAUAAACGCCGUCAGCUCUUUAGACCGCACCGUCCUCAACCAGCUCCACGUUCAGCUGAUGGAGCUCCGAGGCUGCAGGGGACACAAGCAGUGUAACCCCCGCACACGCUCACUGGAGCAGGGGGGGCGGGAACACGGCAGCUUCGAUGACUACAGGGUGUUUGAGAGGAGGAAGUGGCCGCGAAUCAAGAAACCUUCAUCGUCUCGAACCCUAGGUCCGAUCUGGGACGGCUGGAAGGGCUGAGCCUCCUGAUUGGUCGGAGCAGGCUCCUGACUCCACCCACAGCAGCCUGAAGGAGCAGGGCGUGGUCGUCGAAGCGGCGGCGGCACCAGUCGACAACCACGCCCCCCUCUGUCUCAACCGGUCAGCCAAUCAGCUUCUGCCAUCUCUGUGACAUCACUUGGCCCCUCCCACCCCGCUGCUCAGGGAGACACUGGGACGAAACACUGUUCAUCAGCUGCUCCUCCUCCUCAGCUCCUAUCUUCUCCCUGGAGGAGGAGGAGCAGCUUCAGGCGGAGGAGCCAGAGGAAGGAGGAAGGAGGCAAGGAUGAGGACGGAGAGGAGGACGGUGGUGAUGAAGAGGAGGAUGAGGAGGAGGAGGAGGAGAGCGGGGUGAAUGAAGUCCACAGACGACUGUUAAACAUCAGCAGGGUCAUUUAAGAGUCAGAUAUUUCUCUGAUACUCCUGGUUCAGUCUGUAAUCUGAUUACUUUGAGUCUGAUUUCCUUUAAACAGGUGAAACAAUCUGUCCGUUCAGUUCAGUGUUUCUGACGAAGAUCAUGUUUCAGCUUCAGCUGAGUGUCCAUGAUGUCGUAUUUAAGAUGACAAGUUUGAGCUCUUUAUUCAUGACAGUAAUUUAGCUGGUUUACACAUCUUGAAAUGCAUCUUGGGUGAUCGGAUCAAAACUGGACACGAGUGUUAAGGCCUCUGCACACUGAGUCCUUUUUUAUCAUCCAAAAUUGUCGCACAUCUAAAAAUAAAUAUGACUUCACAUUGUAUUCAUCAUGUUUGCACACUGAGUCCCAAUCUUUAGUCUUUCAUUACAUUUUUGGAACAGGUUCAAUUUCCUGUGUUUUUCUCCUCCGUCAGAGUCGUUAGAGACGUCUGACUGAAUCAGUGAAGAGGAGGAGGAUGUGGACCUUCAUGCAGCUGUGGUGCCAAAUGAAAAACAGGGAGGAAGUGAUGUCAGUCAGAGAGGUGACUCCAGAGGAGAGAGGCAGAGGAGGAAAUGUGUCUUCAUUUUCUCUCGUGUGGCGAUUUUUCAUAACAAGUAGAACAAAUAGUCCUGUUUGUGCAUGUGUGUGUCUUUCGGACCUGUCCUGUGUGUUAAUGACAACAAGAGGGAAAAAACUGAAUUUCCCCUCAGGGGGAUUAAUAAAGUAUAUAAAAAAAAUAAAUAAAUAAAAAUAAAACUCAUCAGAAUCAGUGUGAAAGGUUUCUGUGCAUGAUGAUUAUUUUCAGAUGACGGAUUAAAAAACGCAUCCGAAAAAACGGACUCAGUGUGCAGAGGCCUUUAACGACCACCAAGGCACAUCAGCCUCAUCUCCACCAAACCCUUUCAGUGUAGAACCAGCAGUAAGCCUUCAGACAUGGUACCUAGACCCUCGGUGUGUUCAGACAGUCCUCUUAAAUGUGGGCGGGGUUGUUGUCACUCACUGCUCCGUCCAGCACUCGCUGUAUUUCCUCAUCAGCGGUGACACAGAUGGAAGUCUGCACCUGGUUUAUCGUCCACAGAACGAGGCUGCACGCCCACAUUUUCAGAACAAAAUAGAACAGGCUGCAGUGAGAGUCUCUCUCCAUGGGAUAUUUAAAAAUAGCAGCUUUGUGCAUUUAGUCCUUCUCAGGCAAGCUCAGGGGUUUAGUGUUGCUGUAGCCCACAGGAAGUGAGGAUUAGAAUAUAUGACCUUCACAUAAUCCGCUCCAAAUUAAUCUAUAUUUUUAAAGUCAUUACUAAAAGUGUGUGUCAUAUAAAAACUAAAGUGAUGGUCAAAGUUGUCACAGUGAAAUUUAAGGUGUGCUGAUGGAUUCACGUCAUCAACUCAUGCAUUGAGUAACAUUACAAGUUAACGUUCCACCUUGGUGAAUGUGAAUGAAUUAUUUUUUCUCAGCAGCAAAACUUCCUUUCAUUUUAUAGUUUACUGAUGUUUGUAAGAGCUGUGAGUGAGGACGUGUUGGACAGACGCAGGUGUGAGCGCCGUUCUGUCUCUGCUGUUGGUUUGUGUUUAAAUCACCAGAACCCAUUUUAAACUGAUUGAACAGAGUUCAUAGCGAAAAUCAGAUCAUCAGUAAACUGUUUUUGGCUCCACCCACUGAGGUUUAACUUUUCUGUCUCCAGAACUCCGCCCCUUACAAACAGCGACAGAAAGCAACACUUCCUGUUUAGUUUCUUUCCCGCCACCUUCAUCAUUAAUUUAAUGUUUUUUCACAAUUCAGUCUAAAAAUCUGAAAAUCUAAGGUUAGUUUUAUCGUCCAAUUAAAAUGAGUAAAACUCAUAUAGAACAAAACCUCAAAUCUUGCUCCUCCUCCUCCUCGUCCUCCUUGUCCUCCACCUGCUCCUCUUCCUCCUCUUCAGGUGACCUCCCAGCGGCCAUAUUUGUUUUACAUGUUGAUAUUUAGUCUUUCUAACAGUCUGUAAAGACGUUAAAGGACCAGUCCGCCAUGUUCUUAUUGUUACUAAACUCAGACUGAGAUGUCAAACACUGUGACAUCACUGCUGAUGUAACUGUGAUGUCAUGUCUUUUGUUUUUUAUGUUUUAUUUCUUCCACUAACUUGAGUGUUGGUUACCGUGGUGACCGAUGGCUUUACUGACGACAGAGCUACAGUUGUACUAACCUGGUGACUGACUACAGUUCCCACGAUGCAACACGGCAGCCCUGAAGAGACCACGGCGAGAACAUUUUGGAUGAAAAACAAAAAAAGAACAAACAAGGAUUUAAAAAAAAAAAAAGACUGUGGGAACUUGAACUCUCUUCAUGUCUUGUGAGCCAAUCAAAAGAGGACGACAUGAUGAUGUCACUGUCACUGAUGUUCCAUGGAGGACGAUGGUUUCCAGUUAAAGCUGAAAAAACCUUUUUUAUUUCUUACUGGUGAAAACCAUCACACGCCACCGUCCAGUCUCCUUCCUCCUGCACAUGCUGUCACUUCCUGUUCACCUGUUUUCACCUGAUCUUUCUUUGUUCUUUUCCACUGUCAGAUUUUUCACUGAAUCCACCGACCGGUCUGAAGGGUUAAAGUUAGGACGUGUAACUUCAGAGAUGUAAAAUAGAAGCGUAGAAAAACACGACUGGAUUCACACAAGAAGCAGACGUCAGACUUUGCACACGUCUGGUGGUCAUGUGACUUCCUGCCUUCGUCAUGUGACACAGCACAGAUCAGAUCUGAUCCUCUGUUUUUAAACUUGAAUUAAACACAUCAGAUGUGUGUCAGUGUUUUGAUCACCUCUCACACACUCACACUGUCACUAAGGUCCCACUGCUGAAGGGUCUCUGGUGCAGCUCUGUCCCAACGACUGCUGCCUCACUGUGUCAUUUCCUACAGCUCCCACAAUGCCUUUCAGCAACACUCAGAGAACAGAUAAUCACUGUGUCACAAACCGGUGGUGUUUUCUGUCUGCAGGUUGAUAUCAUGCGCAUCAUCCUCACUGUGACCUCGUCACAUGACCUCGUUUGGUCAUUAACAUAUGACGUCCAAGGUACCCUGGGUGUGUUGGUUGUUGACAUUCUGGGACGCCGUGUCAACUUCAGCCUGUUACAUGCAUUGUCUGUUUUCAAAAUACACUUCUGUUUUCACAGGAAAUGUACAGUUUGAUACAGUCUCUUUCAAAAUAAAAGCACUACGUCACUACACGACGCACACAUGUGGUUACGUUUAGCCAACACACACACAUGGUUACGUUCAGUGAGGACACCGUGUUACUGCAUUGCCACUUUUCUUUAGGAGCAUUUUGGCGAGCUGCUGUCCGUCCAUUUGUUUGGGUUUAGCGCUAAUCAGUGCAUCAUAUAAUACUGCAUUUCUAUUGGUUGAUUAGUGGAGGUAGGUGGUAACAGCAGCGUUUGAUCAGCCUUCACUCUUUGAUUCUGACACCAACAAUAGUGACGUGACGCAACGUCCAGUUAUCAAUGUGAGGAAGAAGACACAGCCUGCACCAUGACAUCAUCACAGUGGUUUGAUUCUGACAGUGUCAGAGUGUCUGAGGUGAUCACUUCCUUCCUGUGUGAGCUCAGCCGAACGCUCUGUUGUCCAUAGGUUGUUUAUUUUUAACCCCUCAUGUGUUGGCUCUGCGGUGCUAUUCGCUAACAAGAAGCUCCUGGUCGUCUCUGAAUGUAUCUGUAAAUGUUUUGGUGUGUUUUCUAAAGACUCGCACGAGAAUCGCACCGUCCUGGACCAGCUGAGACUUCAGGUCAGAAAGUCCUGGUCCUGAUCCGGACAGACUCACACACGCACGCACGCACGCACGCACACACACACACACACACUGAAGGACAAACUGCUGAGCACUUUGACUGGAGGAUGGAGGGAUGAAUGGACCAAUAGAGGAUUGGACAGGAAGUGAGGUCACAUGAUGUGAACCUGCCGUGUGCAGCCAGUUAAUACUGAUCUAACACACCUGUACAGUCGCCCGCUGACCUGAGGAUAGUCUCUGGUUUUAGUUUGUGAAUAAAGUGUCAAAUGAAACAUA